AUGAAGCUCGUGCUCCUGGCCCUCGUCGCGUCGUUCGGGAGCGGCUCCGCAUUGAAGCCCGUCAGUCGCCGCGCCCUCGGCGCCGGCGUCGCGUCCGGCGUCGCCGGCCUCGCGGCGCCCAAGGUCGCCGUCGGCGCCGGCGCGACGACGGUCUUCGUCGCCGGCGCCACGGGCCAGACGGGCCGGCGCGUGCUCGAGCGCUUGGUGGCGCGCAGCGACGUCGCGCCGAGCGCCGGCGUGCGCAACGUCGACAAGGCGAAGAAGACGCUCGGCGAGGCGUCGACGGCGGUCCGCGGCGCGAUGGUGCAGCAGGUGUCGGCCGUCGACGCGACGGGCGUCGACUUCAAGAAGUUGGACGUCGUCGGCGACGACGUCGCGACCAUGGCCGCGGCGCUCAAGGGCUCCUCGGCGCUGGUCAUCGCCACCGGCUUCGUGCCCGGCAACCCGCUGAAGAUGGACAGCGCGGCGCACGCCGUCGACAACCUCGGCACCGUCGCGCUCGUCGACGCGGCCAAGGCCGCGGGCGUGAAGAAGGUCGUCCUCGUGUCGUCGAUCCUCACGAACGGCCGCGCGUGGGGCCAGGAGAACUCGCCGGGCUUCCAGAUCACGAACGCCUUCGGCCACGUGCUGGACGAGAAGAUCGUCGCGGAGAACUACCUCCGGAAGAGCGGCCUCGACUACACGAUCGUCCGCCCGGGCGGCUUGAAGGCGAAGCCGCCGACGGGCCCGCUCGUCGUCGCCAAGGAGGACACGCUCAACUCGGGCGAGGUCUCCCGGGACCUCGUCGCCGACGUCUGCGUCGCCGCCGUCUUCGACGCCAAGGCGUCCAACAAGGUCGUCGAGAUCAUCGAGAAGGACGGCUCCCCGCCCGCGCCCGUCGGCGGCAACAUCUUCGCGGGCGUGUGA
Molecule: messenger RNA, 906 nt
Organism: Aureococcus anophagefferens
Lineage: Eukaryota; Pelagophyceae; Pelagomonadales; Pelagomonadaceae
Exons: 1
Coding region: 1-906 (301 amino acids)
Source: RefSeq, a predicted model, not a curated record